CCCAGCCAGCGAGGCGGCCAAGCGACGGCCAUACGCUAGUCUAGGCCAGCGCGACUGCACACAGACGUGUCCAGCGCCACACAGCAGCGGACGAAUCUCAAAGUUCGGCCAGGUUCCCCGCUCGCUGUCGCCUUUGAGCUUCAUCGCUGGAGGAGCCAAGCAGCGCCAUACGCCGCCGCAGCGGCCGACAAACAAAGGAAAGAUGCGCCCCAUCCUCCUCAAGGGCCACGAGCGCUCCAUCACCUGCGUCGUCUACAACCGGGACGGCGACCUGAUUUUUACCGCCGCAAAAGACGGGAGGCCCACGUUAUGGCUUAGUGAAGACGGGACGCGCGUCGGCACGUACGAAGUGCACAAUGGUGCGGUGUGGCACUUGGAUGUGUCCUGGGACUCGAAGUUACUCGUGUCUGGAUCGGCGGACAUGCACGCGAAGGUCUGGGACGUGGAAACGGGUUCGGAAUUAACGACUUUCGAACACACGGGAAGUGUCCGAAAUUGUACGUUUGAUGAAAGCGGCCGACGUAUUCUCGUGCACUGCGACGCCUUCGGUGGCUUAGAUCAAAAUAGGCCUCCCUUGGUGAGCAUCUACGAGAACGAGCCCAUGUGGGGCGAUGUCACAUCGUGGAGAAGGGCCGCGCAGUUCCAACUACCGCACCCGGAGGCCGGCGAGGUCAAGUGUCAAUUGGUGAGAUGGUUACCCUUGGGGAAACAGAUCCUUUGUGCUUUUGAAGAUGGUAUGAUGAAAAUUAUGGACUCGAUGUCCUUUUCUACCGUCAAAGAAAUCCAGGCCCACGACAACAAGAUCCAGUGCUUGUCGUACAACCUGCACCAGACCUUUUUGCUGUCGGCUUCCACAGAUCACACGUGCAAGAUGUGGGACCUGGAAACGUGGGAUUGCGUGAAGACGUAUAGAUCUGAUAGACCUCUGAACGCUUGCGUCUUCUCUCCCACCAAGGAACAUGUAUUAUUGGGUGGCGGCCAGGACGCCAUGUCCGUGACCACCACAGCAGGCAGACAAGGGCGCUUCGAAACGCAGUUUUAUCACCUCGCCUACGAGGAGGAGUUCGGCCGCGUCAAGGGCCACUUCGGGCCGAUCAACGCGUUGGCCAUCUCGCCGCUGGGCAAGUCCUACUGCUCGGGCGCGGAGGACGGCUAUAUUAGGUUGCACCACUUCGACGCGGACUACCUCGACAUGAAGGACCCCGUGCCCGAGGACGAGCCGGCCGCGGAGUAAGUGCGCGGUUCAG
Molecule: messenger RNA, 1247 nt
Organism: Pelagomonas calceolata
Lineage: Eukaryota; Pelagophyceae; Pelagomonadales; Pelagomonadaceae
Source: the annotation of a GenBank genome assembly